This is a messenger RNA of Castor canadensis (American beaver), 1518 nucleotides long. The record is from RefSeq and is a predicted model, not a curated record. NCBI's taxonomy places the organism in Eukaryota, Metazoa, Chordata, Mammalia, Rodentia, Castoridae.
AUGGACUUGAUCCCGAACUUUUCCAUAGAAACCUGGAUCCUCCUAGCUACCAGCCUGGUGCUCCUCUAUCUAUAUGGGACCCAUUCACAUGGACUGUUUAAGAAGUUGGGAAUCCCUGGCCCCAAACCUCUGCCUUUUCUGGGAACUAUUCUUGGUUACCGCAAGGUGAGUGGUUUUGCAGAUUUUGACAUAGAGUGCUAUAAGAAAUACGGAAAAAUGUGGGGGUUAUAUGAUGGUCGACAGCCUGUGCUAGCUAUCACAGAUACAGAUAUGAUCAAAACGGUGUUUGUGAAAGAAUGUUAUUCUGUCUUCACAAACCGGCGGUUUCUUGGACCAAUAGGAUUUAUGAAAAAAGCUGUCUCCAUAUCUGAGGAUGAAGAAUGGAAGAGAAUACGAACAUUGCUGUCUCCAACCUUCACCAGUGGGAAACUCAAGGAGAUGUUACCCAUCAUUACCCAAUAUGCAGAUAUGCUGGUGAAAAAUUUGAGGAUGAAAGCAGAGAAAGACAAUGCCAUCACCAUGAAAGACAUCUUUGGGGCCUACAGCAUGGACGUGAUCACUGGCACCUCAUUUGGAGUGAAUGUCGAUUCCCUGAACAACCCACAGGAUCCUUUUGUUGAGAAAACCAAGAAACUCUUAAAAUUUGAUUUCUUUGACCCAAUACUCUUCUCAGUAGUACUGUUUCCAUUCCUUACAUCGUUUUAUGAGGCACUAAAUAUUUCCAUGUUUCCAAAAGAUGUUACAGAUUUUUUAAAAUCUUCUGUAGAACGAAUGAAAAAAGAUCGCCUCCAGGAUAAAACAAAGCACCGAGUGGAUCUCCUUCAGCUAAUGAUUAACUCCCAGAAUUCCAAAGACACAGAGUCCCAUAAAGUUCUAUCUGACCUGGAGAUUGUAGCCCAGUCAAUUAUCUUUAUCUUUGCUGGCUAUGAGACCACCAGCAGUGCUCUUUCCUUCGUUACAUACUUAUUGGCUACUCACCCUGAUGUUCAGAAGAAAUUGCAAGAGGAGAUUGAUGUGACAUUUCCCAACAAGGCACCUGCCACCUAUGAUGCCCUGGUACAGAUGGAGUAUCUAGACAUGGUGGUGAAUGAAACACUCCGAUUGUACCCUAUUGCUGGCCGACUUGAGAGGCUCUGUAAGACAGAUGUUGAAAUAAAUGGAGUGUUCAUUCCCAAAGGGACUGUGGUGAUGGUACCAAGCUACGCUCUUCACCGAGAUCCAAAGUUGUGGCAAGAGCCUGAUGAGUUCCACCCUGAAAGGUUCAGUAAGCAGAACAAGGACAGCAUUGAUCCGUACAUAUACAUGCCGUUUGGAAAUGGACCCAGGAACUGCAUUGGAAUGAGGUUUGCUCUCAUGAACAUGAAAGUCGCUCUCGUCAGAGUCAUACAGAACUUCACCUUCAAAACUUGCAAGGAAACACAGAUCCCUGUGAAAUUAGGCAAACAAGGACUUCUUCAAGCAGAAAAACCCAUUGUUCUAAAGGUUGUUCCAAGAGAUGGGAUCAUAAGUGGAGCCUGA